This is a messenger RNA of Protopolystoma xenopodis, 213 nucleotides long. NCBI's taxonomy places the organism in Eukaryota, Metazoa, Platyhelminthes, Monogenea, Polystomatidea, Polystomatidae. The record is from the annotation of a GenBank genome assembly.
AUGUAUGGAGUGGAGCUUUGGACUCGCGAAGAACUUUUGCGAAAGUGCAAAGAGCGCAUUGACUCCCUUAGUCUGGAGCGCACUAGUCUGCAAGAAACUGUUACUAAAUUCGAAGCUGAACUGAAUAACGUGCGCACUACUGCUUUAGCUGCUCAGGACUCGGCUGUCUCUGUAGCGGCUGAACGGGUGAUUCAAUUUUCCACCCCUUUUUGA